Haliotis rufescens (red abalone) is the source of this 1540-nucleotide messenger RNA. Its product is annotated as zinc finger protein 830-like. Gene Ontology annotation, biological process: nuclear DNA replication; mitotic DNA damage checkpoint signaling; mitotic DNA replication checkpoint signaling. The transcript has 9 exons. The coding region runs from base 10 to 930 and encodes 306 amino acids. NCBI's taxonomy places the organism in Eukaryota, Metazoa, Mollusca, Gastropoda, Lepetellida, Haliotidae. Gene Ontology annotation, cellular component: nucleus; spliceosomal complex. The record is from RefSeq and is a predicted model, not a curated record. Gene Ontology annotation, molecular function: zinc ion binding; nucleic acid binding.
ACGUUCAAAAUGGCGUCGAGUAAGAAGAAGAAAAUUGUGUCGAAAGAUGAACUUCGCCGUUUGAUGAAACAAAAGCAGACAACAUUAAAGUCAUCCAAUAGAGUUGAACACGCCCAUGCAAAAUACAACAGUCUGAACCAGCUCGUGUGCACUGUAUGUAACAUAACCAUUAAGUCGGACCUAUUGUGGGCGGCACACAUACAGAGCAGAUCUCAUAAAGAGUAUGUGGCAGCCAAGGCAGUUGUGGGGCCACCAUUGCCUGCCACUAUCAAGAGAACUAGUUCACAUACUGAUUCUGGAGCUUCUCAAAGCAAGAAGUUGAAAAGUCAAAAUGGAUCAUCUGCAAAACAGACAGGUCUUCCAGCUGAUUUCUUUGACAAGUCGUCCACUAAAAGUCAGCAACAAACCAACUCGUUGCUGGCAGAUUAUGGAUCAUCGUCCGAAGAAGACAGUGAUGAUAGGACAUCCAGCACUGCCAAGCCAGGGGUAACUGGUCUCCCAACAGAUUUCUUCGACAAAGGCUCCAAGCCAUCAGGAGAUGCUGUUGAAGAAAAGCCCAAAACAAUGGCCGACAUUUUACCUGAAGGAUUUUUUGAUGACCCAAAGAUGGAUGCAAAGGUGAGGAAGGUGGAGUACAAGGACAAGAUGGAGGAGGAGUGGGAGCAGUUCCGGAGAGCCAUGAAAGAAGAAUCUCACGUGUCGGAGAACAUUAUAGAGGAAGAUGACCAGCAGGCCAACAUCGAGAGGAACAUAGAUGAAAUAGAUGACCAAAUGAAUCGCUGGAAGGAGAUUGAGGACCUCCAUGACAAGAAGGCAGAGGUUAUAGGGAAGGUGGGGGACCGGGAGACGCAGAGUGACAGCGAGGGGGAGGUGGAUGAGGCAGAGCUCGAGGAACUGUUCGACUGGAGAGCCAAGAAAACAUGGAAGUGAUCAUGUGUGGUGACUUGGAUACUUUCUUCAAAUGCUGACUGUGGCAUGUCGGGGUGCUGGGACUGACUGACAUACUCCUUCCUCCAAGGAGUAGAAUAAUGAAAUACUGUGAUCCAGUUAUCUAUGGGAGGGGAUGUAGGACUCCAGGCGGAUGACUUACGGGUGUGUUCAGGAAACAUUCCGUCUUGAUAAUACUUAAUGGAAGUACAUGAUGAACACUGUCAUUAGGAAAGAGUUAUUCCCCUUGAUGUGCUGGUGAAUAUCAAUAGUGAUGAGAUGGUACAAAAUUAUUGAUUUCCAAGUUUCUCCGGGGAAAUAGAUGUAAGCUGAUGGGCAGAGGUGUUACACUUAGCUUCAGUCAAGCUUAUUUGAACUUUGAAACCAGUGCUUGUUAUAAACUUGUAUAAUGAUGUGAAAGUAGAAUUUGACUUGUUGCAGUACAAUGGCAAAACGAGUCGACGACCCCAUAAAUGUUCCUCAAAUACUUCAAUGCUCAGUGGUUGGGCCUAUGCAAGUGAAGACAUGAGAGACUAUAUGACAGAUUUCUGUGAAAGAACGUGUACAGAUGUUUGUAUGUAAGGAUAUUUGUAAAGAAUAUUGAUAUAUACUA